ACGCAAUAUGUUCUAGUCGGGGCGGGAUUAGCUCUUGGUGAGGGUUGUGUGUGAAAAGUGAGUAGCAGGAGCGGAGCGGGUAGUACGGGUAGCUUUCCCUAACCUCGCCAAGAUGACCAAGCUGGGCUUCCUGCGUUUGUCCUAUGAGAAACAGGACACGCUGCUGAAGCUACUGAUCCUGUCUAUGGCCGCUGUCCUCUCAUUCUCCACCAGGCUCUUCUCCGUGUUGAGGUUUGAAAGUGUCAUCCAUGAGUUUGACCCGUACUUCAACUACCGUACCACCCGCUUCUUGGCAGAAGAAGGUUUUUAUAAGUUUCACAACUGGUUUGAUGACAGGGCUUGGUAUCCUCUGGGGAGGAUCAUUGGUGGCACCAUUUAUCCGGGACUGAUGAUCACGUCUGCUGUCCUGUACCAUGUCCUACAUUUUUUCCACAUCACAAUUGACAUCCGUAAUGUCUGCGUCUUCCUGGCUCCCCUGUUCUCCUCAUUCACCGCCAUAGUCACGUACCACUUAACCAAGGAGCUGAAGGAUGCAGGUGCUGGGCUCCUGGCAGCUGCCAUGAUCGCAGUGGUGCCUGGUUACAUCUCUCGUUCUGUUGCUGGCUCCUACGAUAAUGAAGGUAUUGCCAUCUUCUGCAUGCUGUUGACCUACUACAUGUGGAUCAAGGCUGUGAAAACCGGCUCGGUGUAUUGGUCGUCCAUGUGUGCGCUGGCUUACUUCUACAUGGUUUCCUCCUGGGGUGGCUACGUGUUCCUCAUCAACCUUAUUCCCCUCCACGUCCUGGUUCUGAUGCUCACAGGCCGAUUCUCACACCGCAUAUAUGUGGCUUACUGCACAGUCUACUGCCUGGGCACCAUCCUCUCCAUGCAAAUCUCUUUUGUUGGUUUCCAGCCGGUGCAGUCAUCAGAGCACAUGGCAGCCUUUGGCGUGUUUGGUCUGUGCCAGAUCCAUGCUUUUGUGGACUACCUGCGCAGCAAACUCAAUGCUCAGCAAUUUGAGGUGCUGUUCAAGAGCGUCAUCUCUCUGGUGGGCUUUAUCCUGUUGUCUGCAGGUGCUGUUCUCAUGCUGACAGGUAAAAUCUCUCCGUGGACCGGGCGUUUCUACUCCUUGCUGGACCCUUCCUAUGCCAAGAACAAUAUCCCCAUCAUCGCCUCUGUGUCCGAGCACCAGCCUACCACCUGGUCCUCAUACUACUUUGAUCUGCAGCUCCUGGUCUUCAUGUUCCCAGGCAACUACCAGGUUGCCAGUGGGAUGAUUCUGGUAAUGGCUUUCUUCCUCAUCACGUACACGUUCCACUCUACCUGGGUGACCAGCGAAGCCUACUCCUCUCCAUCGAUUGUCCUGUCAGCCCGUGGAGGCGACGGCAGCCGCAUCAUCUUUGAUGACUUCAGAGAGGCCUACUACUGGCUCCGCCACAACACACCCGAGGAUGCCAAAGUCAUGUCAUGGUGGGAUUACGGAUAUCAGAUAACUGCCAUGGCUAAUCGAACCAUUCUAGUGGACAACAACACAUGGAACAAUACUCACAUCUCCAGAGUUGGACAGGCCAUGGCAUCGACAGAGGAAAGGGCCUACGAGAUCAUGAGAGAGCUCGACGUCAGUUAUGUUCUGGUCAUCUUUGGAGGGCUGACGGGCUACUCUUCAGAUGACAUCAACAAGUUUCUGUGGAUGGUCCGUAUUGGAGGAAGUACAGACACAGGCAAGCAUAUCAAGGAGCACGACUACUACACUGCCACCGGAGAGUUCAGGGUGGACCGCGAGGGCUCGCCAGUCCUGCUUAACUGCCUCAUGUACAAGAUGUGUUACUACCGCUUUGGCCAGGUCUACACAGAGGCCAAGCGCCCACCUGGUUAUGACAGAGUGAGGAAUGCCGAGAUUGGGAACAAAGACUUUGAACUGGAUGUACUGGAGGAGGCCUACACAACAGAGCACUGGCUGGUUAGGAUAUACAAGGUGAAAGAUCUGGACAAUCGGGGUCUUUCAAGGACAUAAGGCGCACAGACAGCAGUGAAAACGGCCUUUAAGCGCACUGAACGCCUUC
Messenger RNA from Neolamprologus brichardi, 2042 nucleotides. Lineage: Eukaryota; Metazoa; Chordata; Actinopteri; Cichliformes; Cichlidae. The record is from RefSeq and is a predicted model, not a curated record.